CCUUCUCUGUAUAUUUGUAUUUAUACAUAUGGGUAGGGGGUGCCCAGAACAUGAUACCUGCUUGUGAGUGUUCAUUGUGUUUCCUUGCUUACCCAGGGACCCCCUCCCCAGUCCUGAGGAGCCCGCCUUCCAGCCGAGUAAUAAAGACCAGAUACAGGAUUGUGAAGAAAAAUGCUUCUGCUCUGCAUCCGGUGUCACCAUUUUCCCCAUUCAGCCCUUCCCUCUCCUGGAGGAGUCGGCUCCUGUUGGUCCACCAGAUCCGCCAGCAGUCGCAGAGCUCACGUUUCCUCCACCCACAGCAGAGAUGGAAGAGCCGGGGGAUUCGAUGUAUCGGAGGAGUCAUGUACCGGGUGUCUGCUAACAAGCUUUCCAAAACGUCAAGCCCCGGCCCUGUCUCCAAACAGAGCCCCAGAGCAGGAAGCCUGGAAUUGGGUGGAACAAGCCCUGGAUCCUUAUACCCCAGCAGAACAACAACUCCGAGCCGAUACAUUGCAAGUCGUGCUGUCCACCGAAGUCUCGCCAUCAUCCGCCAGGCCAAACAGAAGAAGGAGAAGAAGGAAUAUUGCAUGUAUUACAACCGUUUCGGGAAGUGCAACCGCGGCCAAAACUGCCAGUUCAUACAUGAUCCUGAGAAGGUAGCCGUGUGCACCAGGUUUCUCCGUGGGACAUGUAAGAAGACGGAUGGGACUUGCCCUUUUUCUCACAAAGUUUCGAAAGACAAGAUGCCCGUGUGCUCGUUCUUCCUGAAAGGAAUCUGCCACAAUAACGACUGCCCUUACAGCCACGUCUAUGUGUCGAGAAAAGCCGAAAUCUGCAAGGACUUCCUCAAGGGCUACUGUCCACUGGGAGCCAAGUGCAAGAAGAAACACACCCUGCUGUGCCCAGAUUAUUCCAAAAAUGGCAAGUGCCCAAACGGCUCCAAGUGCAAACUGCAGCAUCGCCAGAGGAAGAAACACUCGGAGAAUGUGGCCCAGUCGGAGCAAGCUGGGCCAGGCUCAAGGCAAAGACAAUCUGAGGAGGAGAGUUUGGGAGCAAGCGCUGAUAUAUCAGGUGUUGGUUCCUGUGACAUCCCAAGUGAUGGUGAAUUGUCAGGCAGAAGCACAAUACACACCCUUCCCUCCUUCAUCUCUCUGGACUGCUCCCUUAUUCCCACCAGCAACACCUCACAGGGACCGGCCAAUGGGAGAGCAGCAGAGGACUCCGGCAAACCCCUGCAGAUCAAACCUCGACUGUGAACCACUGCGUGGCCACCUCAAUCAGUUCUCCUCCAAUCAAAAUGGGAAAUACCGGCGUGGCAAACUAUCAGGAAACCAAAAGGCACCGCAUGAGGAACCCGCGUGAUGGAAGUGCUCUAACCAAGGAAUAAACAGAUUUCUCUGUGUUGGUUUUAGUAUAGGGCCUGCUCCCCAGCAGAUAUGUGAAUGUUAGCCUAUUGGAUCACAUGGUCUUUGCUAGGCAAAGCAGUUCAUCACAUGGUCUGUGCCAGGCAAAGCAGUUCAUCACAUGGUCUGUGCCAGGCAAAGCAGUUCAUUACAUGGUUUCUGUCAGGCAAAGCAGGUUCAUCACAUGGUCUGUGCCAGGCAAAGCAGUUCAUUACAUGACCUUAUGCUUCUUUGUUAGCAGAGAGUUCCAUGUUGCCUUUCAGAUGUCUAUUUAACAAUUUAGAUUUAUUAUUUAAUGCAUUUAAUUUAAGGUUUCAGUUUGUGUAUAUGAGUAGUUAGGAGUUUGCUGUCAGGGUGCAUUUUAUUUGCUUGAACACAUAAAAUCAAAGGGUCCGGGAAUGGUGGAAGUUGCAGCAGCUGGAGGCCAAAGGUUAGAAAACAGGAAGUUAAGGGGAAGUUAAUGUCCCUUUUUGCUGCCACCACUUCUGAGCCCCCCAUUAUAUUACAUCCCUAUCAGAACAACUGGAGUCGGCCAGUCACCCAGAAAUUGAGGCCUAGUAUAGAACAAUAAAUUCGGUGUUUUUAUAACUCCCUGAAGCUUUUAUUUGCUGCUUUAUACGUUCCAUUUAUUUGCCCCAAUGACACUUUUUAAAUCCCACAAUAAAAUGAAAAUGUUCCCAAAGUGAUUUUAACUUUAAGAACCA
This is a messenger RNA of Xenopus laevis (African clawed frog), 2086 nucleotides long. It is a transcript of the gene zc3h3.L, whose product is annotated as zinc finger CCCH-type containing 3 L homeolog. The record is from RefSeq and is a predicted model, not a curated record. Gene Ontology annotation, molecular function: metal ion binding. The coding region runs from base 51 to 1235 and encodes 394 amino acids. The transcript is spliced from 9 exons. Gene Ontology annotation, cellular component: nucleus. NCBI's taxonomy places the organism in Eukaryota, Metazoa, Chordata, Amphibia, Anura, Pipidae.